AUGGGCCCCAACUCAGUCGAACGCAAGAUACCUGGCUUUCUCAGUCCUCCUUUUCUUCUUCUCCGCCGCCGUCGGCCACCUACUCCUUCGCCUGGCAGCACAAUUGCAACGUACCACACCCCUUGUUCGACGUUCUCAUGGCGCCUCCGGCGAAACUCCGAGGAGACAAACGAUCUCUCCCCUCUCAAAAACGCAGUACAUCAAUACCACUCCCUCGAGUCACAUACAGACGCAAGCGCUGACAACGGGGAGAACAGCAAGUCUUUGCCACUAGGGUGGAGACCGGACUUCCAGCCUUCGUGGGUGGAUCGUUCCCGUGAAGCUGGUGCCGAUGCCGUCGCGCUCUCCCCGCCUAGUAAAGUGGGUGAUGCCGGCCUCCACUCCUCCCCCUUUACCGUGCCCGGGACGUGGCUUGACCUCGACCUGCGCUUCCCGGACUCAGCCAGCUCCGAGCUCGUCUUCCACCCCGCGCACGUCCGCACCCGGUCCCCCGUCUACCACCUCCUCUCGUCCUCGUUCCCCGUCGAGACACACGCCCCCUCAGUGCAGCUGUUCCACCGCGACCUCCCGUGGGAGCUCACGGUGUUCGAACAGGAUGCCGAUGUGGGCGUCAGCCUGCGCAUGCUUGCCGCCGCACUGCGCGCGUACAUGCUCACCGAAGUCGAGGAGGAAGACUACUACGCCGCGUGCGUCCCGGACGCGGUGCGCGAGCAGGUGCUCGAGGCGCUGCGCACGCGGCGACAGGCGUGCCCUGAGCAGCGCAAGGCGAUCUGUCGCGUGGACUUCCUGAGGAGCGCGUGGGUGUUGACCCGGCUGGAAAGGCUAGAUGCGCGCGUGUGGGAGAUACACACGAAGACAGCGGCGGAGUGA
Molecule: messenger RNA, 870 nt
Organism: Epithele typhae
Lineage: Eukaryota; Fungi; Basidiomycota; Agaricomycetes; Polyporales; Epitheliaceae
Exons: 2
Coding region: 1-870 (289 amino acids)
Source: RefSeq, a predicted model, not a curated record